AUGUUGAUUUUGAAACUGUUGACAGAAACAAGUCGAAACAUUAAAUUUAUAAAUGUGACUUACACUCUAAACGACAUAGAAAAAAUUGGUAAUAAUAUACCACUGUGUGUGACAUCAAUUGGUAAAAAUUGUUUUGAUGAUUGUGAAAAUUUAAGCAGUGUUGUAAUACCACCUAGUGUUAGAUCAAUUGGUCAAUUUUGUUUUCGUUGGUGCGGUAAUCUUAGCAGUAUAACAAUACCAUCAAGUGUGACCUCAAUUGGUGAUUAUUGUUUCUCUUAUUGUAGUAAUCUAAGUAGUGUUAUGAUACCAUCAAAUGUGAAACAUAUUAGUUAUGGAUGUUUCAAAAAAUGUGACAGUCUUAGCAAUGUGACAAUAUCACAAUUUUCUACUAUAAUUGGAAAGAAAUGCUUGUUUGGGUAUGAAACAUUAUGCAGUUUAAAAAUUUUACCAAGUGUUAUAAUAAUUAACAAUAAAAAGUUUAACCAAAACAAAUUUUUAACAAAUUUUACAAUACCAUCCACCGUGACAUCAAUUGACGACUAUUGUUUUUCUAGGUGUAAAAGCUUAAUUGGUGUUACAAUACCAUCAAGUGUGGCAUUAAUUGGUGAUUAUUGUUUCUGUGAAUGCGAUAGUCUAAGUAGUGUUACAAUACCUUCAAGUGUGACAGAAAUAGGUGAUUUUUGUUUUUAUUGUUGUAGUGGUCUCAGAAGUGUAACAAUAAACCCAGGUGUGAUAAAUAUUGGUGAUUUCCGUUUCUGUGGAUGUAAUAAUUUAUGUAGUGUUACAAUACCAACUAGCGUGGCAUAUAUUGGUGAUGAUUGUUUCUCAAAAAACACAGUCAUUCAUCAUGAACAAUCAGAUAAUUGA
This is a messenger RNA of Entamoeba invadens IP1, 867 nucleotides long. RefSeq lists its product as hypothetical. The transcript has a single exon. The record is from RefSeq and is a predicted model, not a curated record. Bases 1 to 867 code for a protein of 288 amino acids. Lineage: Eukaryota; Evosea; Mastigamoebida; Endamoebidae.